Messenger RNA from Melospiza georgiana, 4878 nucleotides. It is a transcript of the gene RNF157, whose product is annotated as ring finger protein 157. The record is from RefSeq and is a predicted model, not a curated record. Gene Ontology annotation, biological process: protein ubiquitination. Lineage: Eukaryota; Metazoa; Chordata; Aves; Passeriformes; Passerellidae. The coding region runs from base 70 to 2364 and encodes 764 amino acids. Gene Ontology annotation, molecular function: ubiquitin protein ligase activity. The transcript has 19 exons. Gene Ontology annotation, cellular component: cytoplasm.
CCGGCGCCCGUCCCGGUCCCGGGCGGGAGGAGUCCCCGCCGCCCCCCGCCCGCUGAGCCCGGCCCGGCCAUGGGGGCUCUGACCAGCCGGCAGAACGCAGGCGUGGAGGAAGUGGAUAUCCCCGCUAAUUCCGUCUACAGAUACCCCCCGAAAUCCGGGAGUUACUUCGCCAACCACUUCAUCAUGGGCGGGGAGAAGUUCGACUCCACGCACCCCGAGGGGUACCUGUUCGGCGAGAACAGCGACCUCAACUUCCUGGGCAACCGGCCCGUGGUGGAACCCGUGAAGACCCUCAGGAGUUUAAUCAACAUCCGCAAGGACACCCUGCGCCUCGUCAAGUGCUCGGAGGAGGUGAAGACCCCGGGGGAAGAAGUGAGCAAAGCCAAGGUGCACUACAACGUGGAGUUCACCUUCGACACGGACGCCCGUGUGGCCAUAACCAUCUACUACCAGGCAACUGAGGAGUUCCACAACGGGGUGGCGAGCUACACCCCCAGGGACAACAGCCUGCAGUCCGAGACGGUGCACUACAAGCGGGGGGUGUGCCAGCAGUUCUGUGUGCCCUCCCACACCAUCGACCCCUCCGAGUGGAGCGAGGAGGAGCUGGGCUUCGACCUGGACCGCGAGGUUUAUCCCAUGGUGGUGCAGGCAGUGGUGGAUGAAGGAGAGGAGCACAGUGGACACUGCCACGUGCUGCUGGCCACCUUUGAGAAGCACAGUGAUGGCACCUUCUGCGUGAAGCCCCUCAAGCAGAAGCAAGUGGUGGAUGGUGUGAGCUACCUCCUGCAGGAGAUCUACGGCAUCGAGAACAAGUACAACACACAGGACUCCAAGGUGGCCGAGGACGAGGUGAGCGAUAACAGCGCCGAGUGCGUGGUGUGCCUGUCGGACGUGCGGGACACGCUGAUCCUGCCCUGCCGCCACCUCUGCCUGUGCAACACCUGCGCCGACACCCUGCGCUACCAGGCCAACAACUGCCCCAUCUGCAGGCUGCCUUUCCGAGCCCUGCUUCAAAUCCGAGCCAUGAGGAAGAAGCUGGGCCCGCUCUCGCCCACCAGCUUCAACCCCAUCAUCGCCGCGCAGAGCUCGGACUCCGAGGAGCACUCGUCCUCGGAGCACAUCCCGCCGGGUUACGAGGUGGUUUCGCUGCUGGAGGCCCUCAAUGGGCCCCUGACGCCGUCGCCGGCCGCGCUGCCCCUGCGGGCCCUGGGGGACCCCCCCGGCGUGGGGACCCUGCCCUCCUACGGCAGCGAGGGCCCCCUGCCCGCCCUGAGGGCCCUGGCACCCCUGGAGCGCCUGCCCGACUGCGGCCCCGCGGGGCUCAAGCUCAAGAGGAGCAUCUCCAAGUCCAUCUCACAGAAUUCCUCCAUCCUGCCCGAAGAGGAGGAUGAGAAGUCGUGCACUGAGUCAGAGCUGAGGGUGGCCAGGAGGAGAUCCCCAGCCCGGCAUGAGGAGGAAUGUGGUGCAACCCCAGAGAGUGAAAACCUCACCCUGUCGUCAUCAGGAGCCAUCGACCAGUCCUCGUGCACUGGGACACCCCUGUCCUCCACCAUCUCGUCCCCAGAAGAGCCCGUGAGCAGCAGCCUGGCUCAGUCCGUCAUGUCCAUGGCCUCCUCCCAGAGCCAGCACUCCCAGCUCAGCACCGACACCGUCUCCUCCAUGUCUGGCUCCUAUAUCGCCCCUGGCACGGAGGAGGAAGAGGAGGAGGAGGAGGAAGAGGAGGGGGACAUGCUCCCCUCGCCCGCGGCCGCGAGCGCCACAGCCUCUGAUGGAGAGUCAACACCUGUGGAGUCCCCGGAUGAUCUGAACUUUGUCAGCAUCUCUGCCGAGGAGCGCGAUGCCGAGGGCAACGAUGUGCUGGAGGACGAGGACGCCUCUCCCACACAGGAAGACGGCCCGAGGACAGGCGCUUUCCUCGGUCUGAGCUGUGACAAUAACAAUGACAUGGGCAUCGCACACGUGAGAGCGCUGGACAAUAAACUGUGCUCUGAGGCCUGCUUACCUGGCUCCUCCGUCUGUGUGAAAGUUCAUGUUCGCUCUGUGCCAACACGGUUUCCUCCACCCACGCUUGUGCCCCUUCCCUGCCCAGAGUUGCCCAAAGGUGACAAAUGUAUUGAACACCCCUGGCUCCUCUGUGGAAGGGGGCAGUGGGCUGGGGACCCUGCCCAGCCCUGCAGGCUCCUCUUCCUCAGCCUGUGUGUGGGGAAACGAGCCAAAAAGCCAAACCAGAACCCUCCAUGGGGCCUCAGUCAAUACAUUUGUGGACAAGCUGAAAGCAACUCUGCCCGUGCCUUGCCCCUUCAGCUGACUUUGUGGCAGGUCCCAGACCUGCAGCAGGUGCUGGAGAGCCAAGAGGGUGGGUGAAACCCACUGGAGGGAGGGGAAAUCCUUUCUUUUCCUCUGCUCCUUUGGGAAAGCCUCCUCUCCUGCUGCCUUGCCUGUUCCUGGUGGUUUCUGUGCUGGAGAAACACGGCUGAGGCUCUUGGGGAGGAACACACAAGCCCUGUGUCCUCUCCAUCACCCUCUGUCAGCACUGGCUGAGUCCUGCUGGCCUGGGGGGCUGGGGAGGGAGCUGGGGGUGUCCCAGCAGCACCUCUGCUUUGCUGGAGGGCCUGGCAAAGCCACCCCUGACUGCAUCCCCCUUGGUUGUGCUGGGGGGAGGAUGAGGAAGGGGGAGCUUUGCAGCCCACGUGGCUCCAGCACAGGGUCAAGUUCUUGCUCUGCUGUGAGGUGUGCACGGGGCUGGCAUGCAGGAGCUGGUCCCUGGGCUGAGCCCAGCCAAGGAUGCCCUCUCCAUCCUUUGGCCACCACACCUGCCCAUGUGUCCAGCAGCUGCAGCCCCCAGCACCAGCUGUGCUGCAUGAGAGGGGUGAUCCAGCCUUGGCCUUUGUGGGGAAAAGCAGAGGCUGAGGAGGUGCAGAGUGGGGCUUUGGGGCUCUCCAUGGUCCCUGGGAAUGACAGACACGGUGUUCUCCAUCCCUUUUCACUCCCUGUAGGAUACAAGGCAUUUUUUCCACAUAAUAAUGGACAGUGAUCAUUGUUUUCUGAAAUUUCUUUUUGAGCUGUUGUACCAGUUUGUGUAGAUCACUGUCCCCAGUUUUUAACAAUCCAUUCCAGUAGGUGUUGUAGACAAAAUGUCCUAUUACACAUCUAACAUACAUUUUGGUGCAGUUUUUGGUAGGAGUAGCUGAAAUCACAUCCUGCUCUGUAGGUGAAGUUACAAAUACAUGGAUUCAAGUGGUUACAAAGCUGUAUCUUUGUGUCACCCACUGUUAAAUUGUCACAAGGGGGUCUUAGACACACACCCCCUAAACCUACAGACACUGGGAUGGAUUCAGGGUCAUUAUCAGGAGACACUUCCAAAUGAUAGACACAGUUCUAUGUCCAAAACACAGCUAAGGCUCUCAGAAUGUUACUUUCACAUACAAACCCCUGUUAUUCUGUCUCCACACAACAAUCUACAUGUGUGUGACUGUUUUUAAAAGCCCAUGCUCAGUGUUCCAAUGGAGCUAAUCCCAUUCCUACCACCAGGAUUUAGUGCUUGGUACAUACAGAAGCACUCUGUGUUGCUAAGGCAAACACUGUGACCUUACUAGUGAUGGGAACAUAAGAAAAUUUGAUUGAACACCACCAGAAUUUAAAUGCCUUUUCAAAUUUCAAUGAAUAAAAGUCCCCUUUCCCAUUCAGUGGUUAUCCCAGAACUGCAGGAGUGUAACCACAACUGAGCUGGAAUACAGCUGGGUGCUGAAGCCACUGCUUUGAGCAAUUUCCAGACCAUCAACCAGCUGGUCAUUAGCAUUUGGAUAUUUUUGAUAUUUGAAGCUGAUCAGUGUGUAUUUCCAAGAGCAGAUAGGGAAGACCUUAAGAGUUGAUCUAUAGUGUUCAAAUAAUUAAUGGUUGCACCCAAUUGAUCAGUCAGAGUUUCAAGAUUGAUACUGUUCAACACUCCUAUUCCAGUUCCCAAUACAUCUGUUACAUGUGUGAGAUAACAGCCUCUGGUUUAGGCAGGAAAACCAGACAGUCGAAGAGGUAUCUGUAAAAGAUAAACAUUUUGGUCUGAUAGCAGGAACAUUGGUCUGCAUCUCUUUAAGGACCAGGAUUAAACAAUAUUUGUUGUUGCUCAACCAAUUUGACCUUGAAAUGUUCAGAGUUGAUUUUAUAGGUUUUGGAGAAGUUUUUGGAGCAGUUGUGGAGGUUUUGCUGGGCACCCUUAAACUCUCUAGAGUACAGUCAGCUUCUAUAUCAUAAGGGGUUAGGAUCAGUAUUGUGUCUUUAAAUUUACAAUCCUUUAGGCUCAUGGUGAGACAGCCUGGGGCUGUUCCAUGUUUUGUGGUUUUGUUUUGGCUGUGUCAUUCCUAAAAUCUCUCAGGGCUUGUACCCAGUCCAUGGGAGCCCCACUCAGUGAUUGUAGGGAAGGCAGCUGCAUCCUGGCCCUUGAGAUCUGUGGUGUUCAGAGUCUACAUCUCCAAGUCCAUCAAGUCUCUUGGACAAUCUCCAAGCUGGUGGCAUUUGAUAAUGAUGUUUUUGUCCUCUCUGUAAUGGAUGGAGGCGCAGGACGUGGUUCCUCAAAGCUUCUUUUGAAAUCUCUGCAGAUUUCAAUCUGGUGGGAAAGAGCUUUGUGAGGAGGCAAAAGUCCCCAUCCCAGGGAUUUUAGGACAUGAGGUUUUUUAACUAAAACCUCCAGAACCAUGUCCUUGUGUGGAUCCUGCAGAGCAGGAGCUGCAGGGGCUGUCCCCAGGGUUCAGAGCAUCCCCUGGCUGCAGCCCCUCUGCCACAGGCAGGGUGGAAAAACAGCUUUGGAAAGAGAAACUGGGGAAAGACAUCUGCCAGAGAGGCUGGCAACGAGGUGGGGGAGCUGCUGUAGAGAACCUGAAAUCC